Molecule: messenger RNA, 409 nt
Organism: Marmota flaviventris (yellow-bellied marmot)
Lineage: Eukaryota; Metazoa; Chordata; Mammalia; Rodentia; Sciuridae
Source: RefSeq, a predicted model, not a curated record
CAGCCACUCAGGGUUUUUUAGAACUUCAGCUAUCAAAAUGGGCAGAAUUUUCCUUGAUCAUAUUGGUGGUACCCAUCUGUUUUCUUGUGCAAACUGUGACACGAUCCUGACUAACCACUCAGAACUCAUCUCCACUCGGUUCACAGGUGCCACCGGUAGAGCAUUUCUUUUUAACAAGGUAGUUAACCUACAGGACAGUGAAGUUCAAGAUCGGGUCAUGCUCACUGGCUGCCACAUGGUUCGAGAUGUGAGCUGCAAAAACUGCAAUAGCAAACUGAGAUGGAUCUAUGAGUUUGCUACUGAAGACAGCCAGCAUUAUAAGGAAGGCCAUGUGAUCCUGGAACGUGCUCUAGUUGAAGAGAGUGAGGGCUUUGAGGAGCACGUACCAUCUGUGAAGAAAAAGAGAUAA